CACUUUUUCUCAUGAUCUGCUGUAGUAUGCAGCUCAGUGUCCUGAGAUACCCAUGAUUGGCUUUUGAGUGAUUGUGUGCCGCCACCCCCGGUCGAGCAGCUGUUGGUUGCCCUUCUUUGACGGGCCCGUGAUCUCACCGGGCGACAACGAGACCAACGCUCGAAGGUACCGCCACGGACCUCGACACGACCCGAAUGCCUGUACAAACUGGUCGACUGGUACCCGUCUGAGACUCGGCCUUCGAACCGAUAUAAACAUCCGAACGGCCUUCAGCCACCGCCGAGCUCUUAGGCGCCACCCGCGCGGUCUACACCUUACCUCCAAUACUUCCCCCGGCUUCUCCCUUCCCGUCCUCUCCAAGAUGCUGCGCCGCGAUCCCACGCUGUGGCCUCGCAGCCCCAUCCGCCGCUCGAGCCGCUCGGCCCUCUGCCCCUCGCGCAGCUUCUCCCCGACCAGCGCCGCCUCUGCGAGACACAAUGACGACUCGGACAACACGGAUGGAAAGAAGCCCGAGUGCAUGUCAGACCUCGAGUGGAUGCGGCAACGACACCUCCGCCGAUGGAGGAAGCGCAUCGAGCAGGGCCCUUACGGGUUUCACGCCGGCGCCAGCGAGGAGAUGCAGAGGGGACAUGGACUGGAGGGCUAUAUUGAGAGGCAGAGGGAGAUGCACAGGAGGGGGCUCGAGUGGGUGCAGAAGGCUUUUCCGAAGUGGAUGUUGGAGGAUAUGGGGUUGCGUGAUGAAAGUAAGAGUAAGGCACACGAGGACAAGGUUGGGAAAGAGUAUCCAAAGAAGGUGAAGAUUGAGAACAAUGAACAUGGCGAGACGAAAGAACGCGAAAAGUUAUCCGAACAGCCUUGGGAUAAGGAUAGAAGGUUUCGAAAUGACCCUGGGAACGAUGCAGUGAAGAGCCCGUCAGAUUCUCGCUGGCCACGCGAGCAGCCGUUGAGCUCGUCCCAAACACCUGGAGCUCUACAUGAGGAUAUCGUACAGGGGCUUCGCAAAGACCGACAAAUUGCGGAAGAACCAACGGCACAGGAGCAGACUUCUAGUACGUCCAGCGAAGCUAGCAGUGCAUGUGCCGAGAAAGUACGACAAUCAGUGCCUGCUCCUGCAAAGCAAAAUCAAGCGGACACAUUCAACAUCCUCGGCAAGGAGGUUCUCGCAGGCAGCAUGGGAGCAGCUCCCGAACUUUCCGAGCCCGGAAACAACAAGGACUGGCGACAGACUGCGUUAGAGCGUAGAGCCGUGUGGAGCCCCGCUUCAGGAUCGAGAAGGAAGACUGCUGUUCCUGUUAUUGAUGUGACGACUAAGGAUAGGGCUCGCGACAGGAACAAUGCUGGAGGUGAACAGAGAGCGCGACUUCCUGCCAAGUCUAACGACAACUUAGAAGCAACUGCGCAUAAAGCCGUGAUUGACUUCAAUGGCACGGCCAGUUCGCGGAUGGGCAGGAGAGAGGUUGAAGAGUUUGAGAGCAGGGUGGAAGAGACCAGUGAAGAAGUGAAGCAACACCCGGGGGUGACUAAUGUUCUGGAGGAGUCUGGAAACAAGCCCAAGUUUAGAUUCUCCCCGUAUCCAAGGAUUAAGACGGAUGACUGGGUACUACCGUCGAGCAAACGUGCAGCGAAAGAAUUUGAUGACUUUGCGGAUAUCAAGCUUUCGAGCUUGGACACGGACAUCAACUUCGGGCAGGACGAUGCCGAGACAUCUUCCAGCCCUCGUAAGUCGACUUUGGACGCCCUUAAGAAGCUGCCAAAGGAUGAUAUAGACUUCCUAACUGCCGACGAUGUGCGCGCUUCGAUGGGUCGCACGAAAGGCAAUCGCGAGGACAAAGCUGCUGUCAGACAGAAGCUUGAGGAAGAGUAUAUCAAGGACACCCCGGAAAUUGAUCCUUUGCUAGAAGCACAGGUUGUGAAUGGCCAGUUUGUACGGCGGAAGACGAGCCAGAUGACGCCGGCGCAAGAGCAGCCCAGAUCAACUGAGACUCACCCAAGCGAAAGCACGGCGGAACAAAAGAAGGAUGAUCCCACUUCGAAACCAAUAUCCGUUCUCGAAACCAGUCUCGACUUCAUGUCCAGAUGGUUACACAACGGUGGCAACGUGUUUGCGCAGCACUUCUGGCAGGAUCCGGUACAAUUGGUGGCAGGCCAACUGUCAAACGCCGACGAACAGUUCUUGAAGGGCAUCGGCAUCGGUGUUCUGAAGGGUCGUCGGGCGUUUGCAAGCAUCAAGGACGAACUCGUUGACGACGUUCCCGCAACUCAAGAGCUGGUGGAUCGCUUGAACAGGGACGAAAUCAAAGCCUCUGCUGGGGCAGUGAGACUUUAUAAGGAUUUGCCUUCCGCCUUGAAGGACGCAUCAGAUGCCGAUGCCGCGAAAGCUGCAGCACAUAAACGGAUCGGAAAGCUUAGGCAGGAACUCUUGGACACUGAUAAGCAGUACAAGAAGGCCUGUGAAGCUGUUGACGGCAUGAAGAACGAUCUGAAACCUUCAUUCCUUCAGCGGAAGCGUCUGAGACAUGCUUCCGAAGUCCUUCGCAAGAACGCUAAGCUCACGCGCAUGGCGAUCUUUGGGCUACAAGGACGUAUCGAGGUCGAGGCUGGAACUUCGGACGGGCUCGUAGCUCGCGAGUUGCUCCACAGGCUUCUGACACUGCAGGAUACUCAGCUUGCGCUUUCGAGGUUGGUGUCGAGAGCAAUCCAGGUCCUAGGUAUCAAUCUAGAGGCGGAAGAAUUGGUGCCAAGGAAGAGUGACGAGUCGACUGUCCACCUUUCCGACCCUUCAGUCGUAGAAGCAGUCGCACCUGUAGCUGCUAGAGAAAUUCCUCCGAAGCAGGCCAUCGACACCAUCGCCGCGGAGGCGAAGUUGGGAGACGAAGUCAGCAAGCAGAAAGCGGCAAUGCGUGGUCUGUCUGAUGACGGGUACAAACACCCGCAAAAGCCUUUGUUCAGGAAGUCCUUCGAUAGCCCGGCUCCGCUAGCACAUAGCCUGUUCAGGCCAUUCGGCUUGCAACUGAAUAGCCUUGGCAAAGAUGCAGACGCCGCGGAAAACGACGCCGUCAAAGCGGCCAAGAAGGAGAGGAAUGAUAGGUCGCUCGUGGAGGAGGUCAAAAAGGCGUAUGAGGACACAUACGGGGCGAUCACUGUGGAUCAUUGGCAGGUCUCGCCUGCGGAAACACCGGCAGCGACCGUGGAGGGAGUUGCAAAGAUGCCAGAAACCGAGAUGGCCCAGGGACAACCGUCGAUACAGAUGCUCAAGGAAGACGAGGUCUCACCUACCAUUACCGGUGAAGUUCUAGCAUACAAACAUGACUCCGUUUCUCUGCCCAACGAUGAUUGUGCAACGACACAAAGCACAGCUGAAUGCGAAACAGAGCUGAAUAAGGAUGUUGUCAAUGAGCCUACGAUGCUUGAGGAAUUGCGGCCUCUGAUUACAGAGGAUCCAAAAUCUGUUGAAGAAAAGUCGCUAGAAUCUACCGGAAUAGAGCAGCACAUCUCUAUUAUCGACAAGGCAACCAGUGGAACUCAGGCCGGUUCCGUGACUCCUGACAACGAGUAUAGCUACGAUGCUCCAACCGAUACAUACGUCCCCAUAUCCUACAGGACACUCAUCUACAACGCAGACACAGACAAGCUCUCCAUUACCACGUCACAAGUCCCACAGCCCAACCCAUCUAUCACGCCCAUCCCCAUGCACGAAGCGCUCGCCACCCUUUCCCACCCCGCUAAAUUCGUGGACCACCUCCCAGACUCAUUUCACGUACUCCAAGUAAAGCCAGAUGUGCUGAGCAUACGGACAGCCUCGCCGUUCAAUGCAACGGCCGAGAAGAACACCACGACCACCGUGGACAGACCGGGCGUUGACAAGACAGACGCCGAGGAAGCAGAGGGUUGGAAGGGCAUCAACCCCGUUGACGGCACCACGACGCUGAGUCCAACAGGCUUCGUGAGCCUGGGAUCGGAUCUAGACCACGACUUUGCCGAGAGGCGGAAGAAGGCGGAUGAGUAUCACAAGGAAGUGAAUAAGUCGAAGAAGAAUAUGGAGGCGCCGGAAGGAAAGAAGAGAGGGGGUUUAGGUGUGGGUGGUGUGGUCAGGACUGCGAUUUGGGCGAGUGCGUUCUGUUACGUUGUUGGUGUUGCCGCAGAGGUGGCUAAAGCGCCUUUUUGAUGAUACGAACUAUGGUAACGAUGGCGUUGAGAUUUGUAUAUGUGAUUGGAUUUGGUGUUUGAUUCUGUAGUAUAUGCAUCUCUAGAUCCUCAGCUCAGCUCUUUUUAUAUGGUACAUACCCAACU
This is a messenger RNA of Paraphaeosphaeria sporulosa, 4290 nucleotides long. RefSeq lists its product as uncharacterized. The coding region runs from base 362 to 4165 and encodes 1267 amino acids. Lineage: Eukaryota; Fungi; Ascomycota; Dothideomycetes; Pleosporales; Didymosphaeriaceae. The record is from RefSeq and is a predicted model, not a curated record. The transcript has a single exon.